This is a messenger RNA of Aphidius gifuensis, 3097 nucleotides long. It is a transcript of the gene Atu, whose product is annotated as another transcription unit protein. The record is from RefSeq and is a predicted model, not a curated record. Gene Ontology annotation, cellular component: Cdc73/Paf1 complex; nucleus. The transcript is spliced from 3 exons. Gene Ontology annotation, molecular function: RNA polymerase II C-terminal domain phosphoserine binding. The coding region runs from base 99 to 2231 and encodes 710 amino acids. Gene Ontology annotation, biological process: positive regulation of transcription elongation by RNA polymerase II; transcription elongation by RNA polymerase II. NCBI's taxonomy places the organism in Eukaryota, Metazoa, Arthropoda, Insecta, Hymenoptera, Braconidae.
GCAGAGAGUGCAUUUGUGUGUGUCUAUUUUGAUAUUAAAAAUAUAAAUAUUUUUGACAAUUUAUUUAAUUAUUUAUAUACACUGAUUAUCAAUUAAAAAUGCCACCAAGUAAAAAAGCUUUGAGCCAAUCAUCUGUAGAUUCUGGUUCAGAGUCUGAAAGUGGUUCUGUAUCAUCAGCAUCAUCAAGAAGUGCUUCACCAGAACCUAAUGCACCAAUUCCAACUUCAGAUAAUCAUGUAAGUGAUAAAUCAGAUGUUGAAGAAGGUCCACGUUCACCAAAUUCACCAAGAACAAGUCGUAGUCGUUCAAGAAGUACAAAUAAAUCACCAACACAUGUAAGUCCAUCAACAAGACGUUCUAGUUCAGCUGGUUCACAAAGUCCAGUAAGAUCACGUUCUGUAUCACCAGCUGAUAGUGCAAGAUCAGAUAGUCCAAAAUCACAAACAAGUCAACAUUCUAAAACAUCAAAUCAUUCAAGAUCAAGAUCACGUAGUCGUAAAUCACCUACAGCAUCACCAAGAAGUCGUAAAUCUGUAUCUGAAUCAUCACGAAGUAAUAAAUCACAAUCUGGAUCACCAGCAAAUAGUAGAGCAGGUUCAGCAAGUCCAGUAUCAUCAAAUAAACGUUCUGGUAGUCGUGUAUCACAUACAAGUAGAAGAUCAACAACACCUGGAUCACAAAAAAGUAAUAGAUCAAGAUCUCCAAGUGUUGACAGUCAUAGAUCACGUUCAGGUUCACCAAAAAGUACAAGAUCAAAAUCACCAUCAAAAUCAAGAUCAGUUAGUCCAAAAGAACCAGGUAGUCCACAUUCAAAAGCAUCAGCAAGUCCAAAAAGUCCAUUAAAAAGUGAUAAUGAUGAUGAUGAUGAAAGAAAAAUUAAAAAAUCAAAUAUUAUUGAUGACGAUGAUGAUGAUAGUGAUAUUGAGGUAACAAAAAGAAAAAGAAUUGACAAUACAUCUGAUUCUGAUAAUGAUAAAAAAGAUACAAAAAAAAAACAAAGACUUAUUGAUAGUGAUUCAGAGCCUGAUAAUGAAAAUACAACAAAUCAAGCUGAACCAACAGCUGAUGCAUUGUUUGGUGAUGCAAGUGAUAUUAGUAGUGAUGAUGAAAAAGAAAAAACAGCUAAUGAUGAUGGUGAUGAUAAGAAUAAGGAUAAUGAUGAUGAUAAUGAUAAAAAAAAACAAAGACGUAGUAGAAGUAGAUCAAGAAGUAGAUCAAGAAGUAGAUCAAGAAGUAAAAGUAAAGAUAAUUCAGAUAGUGGUGGUGAAGGACCAAGUCGUCCAAUGAUUGAAGAUGAUGAUGAAAAAGAUAAUGAACCAGAACCACCACCAGAAACAAGAAUUGAUGUUGAAAUGCCAAAAAUAACAACAGAUCUUGGUAAAGAAAUACAUUUUGUUAAAUUACCAAAUUUUUUAUCUGUUGAAACACGUCCAUUUGAUACUGAAACAUAUGAAGAUGAAAUUGAUGAAGAAGAAACACUUGAUGAAGAAGGAAGAGCUAGAUUAAAACUUAAAGUUGAAAAUACAAUAAGAUGGAGAGAUGCAUUUAAUGAUGAAUCAAAACCUGUUAAAGAAAGUAAUGCAAGAUUUGUUAAAUGGUCUGAUGGUUCAAUGUCAUUACAUCUUGGUUCUGAAAUAUUUGAUGUUUAUAAACAACCAUUACAGGGUGAUCAUAAUCAUCUUUAUAUUAGACAAGGUACUGGUUUACAAGGACAAGCUGUAUUUAGAACAAAAUUAACAUUUAGACCACAUUCAACUGAAUCAUUUACACAUAGAAAAAUGACAAUGUCAUUGGCUGAUAGAUCACAAAAAACAACUGGUAUUAAAGUGCUGUCACAAGUUGGUAUGAAUCCAGAUCAAAAUAGAUAUGAAAUGAUUAAAAAAGAAGAAGAAAAAUUAAGAAUGGCUGUUAGGGCACAAAGUAAAGUUAAAAAACCAAGUACAACUAGAUCACUUGCUAGAACUGCUGGUGGUUAUGGUGGUGAUGCUUAUCAUGAUGAUGCGUCUGAUGAUGAUGGUGCAAUAUCACUUGCUAAUAUUAAAAAUAAACAUAAAAAAGCAACACCUGCUAAAGUAUCAAAUAUUUAUUCAUCUGAUGAGGAUGCCUCUGAUUUUGAAACAACAAGACCUAAAAAAACAUUUAAAGGAACAGCUCUUAAAGACUCAGAUGAUGAAUCAAAAGCAUCAUCUGGUGAAGCUUCUGGAAGUGCAGCUGGUGGUGAUAGUGAUUAAAUAUAUAUUUUUUUUUUAUCUACUUUACUCAUUAUAAUUUUCAAUUAAUUAUAAAUUUUUUCUUUUCUUUGUUACAUUGAGAGAAAAUAAAAAUAAUUUUUAUCAAAUUGCUUUCGUGAUUUAUUGAAUUAAAUAAAUAAAUUAUCAAAUAUAUUUUUAUUUACUUUUUGAUAAUUUAUUUAAAUUUAAUUUUCAUUAGUUCCAGCACACUUGUCGAUUUUAAAAUUUCAACCGACAAAUCACUUUUUAAAUGAUACUUAAGAUGAAAAUUAAUAUGAUAUUAAUAUUCUUACAAAAUUUGAAAGUUGAAAAAAUAAUCUUUACAUAACAUUUAAAAUAAAAUUAUUAAUUUCAAAAAUAUUCUCAAUAUAUUCCCACUAAUUUAAAAUAGAUAAAUAAAAAAUUACAAGAUCAAAGAUAAAUAAAUAAAAAACAUUUGUAAUAUAAAUAUUUUUAUAAACAAUUUAAAAAUAAUAAUUUGCAGAAAUUAAUUUUAUUUAUCAUCAAUAUGACAAAGUACUAUAUAAUUUUUGUAUUUAAAAUUAUUUAUUAAGUAUUACAAUAUAAUUAGUAUCUAAAUAAACUAUUUGUUUUUUUUUUUUUCUUAAAUAUCACCCAUUUAUUAUUAAAAUCAACGGGAUUUUUCAUAAUAAUUAUUAAUAAACUAUGCAUUAAAAAUAAUUUCAUUGUGAUUUGUCUUUCCUUGUCAAUUUCUUGACAUUCAAAAGGUCAUUGUCUCAAUCAGGCAAUGAUUACAUGGGUAUACAUUUAAACCAACAAUGAUAAAAUUAAUUAUUUUUAUAAUUUACUGCCGCAAGUUAAUUAAUUCAACUCAAUUGUUUAUCAUUUUUUUUUUUUUUUUUUUU